Molecule: messenger RNA, 492 nt
Organism: Penicillium soppii
Lineage: Eukaryota; Fungi; Ascomycota; Eurotiomycetes; Eurotiales; Aspergillaceae
Exons: 2
Coding region: 1-492 (163 amino acids)
Source: RefSeq, a predicted model, not a curated record
AUGACCCUUGAAACUUAUCACCUUGGAUCUUACGCUCUGUUAAGAUCAAAUACCACGACUAACAUCUUGACGGCACUUGUGCUCAUCGUGGAAGCGGAGGAAAGCAAUGUACUCGUGCUGCAACUAUUCAACCGCGAAGACAUUUCUGCCGACAAAGACACUCAUAAAGGAACUGUCUUAAUUGCCAAAGAGCCCUAUUUGAAGGUUUCGGCUGAUGGAGAUAAUAUGGUCCGAGUCGAGCACCUUUCCGAUGUCCUAUUCAUCCAAGAAUGGCAUCCUUUAACUCCAGUGCCUUGGAAGAGUGCGAAUGUGCAGUUUUCGAAUUGUGCCAACAGAUGGAAGCUCAAGGGCAAUGCUUCGUUUGGCAGGAAUGACUACCAGUUCGCUAUUGAAUGGCACAUAGACAAAUCAUAUCCAGUCCAACGUGCGCUGGCUUUUAUAAAGGCUGAGCAAUUUGAUGCUGCUCUUCGCGCUCUUGAGGCAGCAUCUUGA